AUGCGUGCGAAAAAAGAUCGGCAAAUUCUUUCGACAGAUUUAUCGCUUACACCGUCGACUGAACUUAAAGUAGGUGAAACUUUUGUUGUUUUGCGUAGAGCACCAAAUAAAGAUGGCGUAUCCGAUGAACGAUGCGUUGCAACAAUUGUUGAAAUCAGGAACGACGAGAACGAGGAUGAGGCAUCAGAUUUCUUUGAACCACCGAGAAAGAAACUACGGCACUCCUGUUCAAAUGAUCCUGUUCUAGAUGGAGAAGUGCAGAAACUUGUAGAUUAUCUUAUUAGUGAAAUAUGUCAGGGUGUCAGUGAAGAAGUUUCUAAUAUUCUUCCAACAAGCAGACCUAAAAAAAUUUAUUAUGUUCAUUACGAUGGGAUGGAUCGCCGCUUAGACGAAUGGGUUGAGAGGGAAAGGAUCAUAGAAAGGGCGAAGCUCGGCGCGAUUACUCCGUCGAUUUUGGUUGACUACUUUUUAAUGACUGAUUUUUUUACAGUACCACCUGCACUAGCUAGCGCUUUGGAAGGAACAUUGACGCGUAGUCAGAGAAGGAUCCACGAAGAAUUUAAUCAUGUACAGAAGAGCUAUGCUGAUAUGGAUGCAACAACAGCAAAGUUAGAGAAGGAACACGCUGAGAUGACUAAAGUUAAGAAUAUCGAGAUUAUUCGGUACGGUAAUUAUGAGAUCGAAGCAUGGUACGUAUCUCCAUACCCGGAGAAAUAUAGCAAGUUAAAAAAGCUUUGGAUUUGCGAAUAUUGCAUGGCUUAUAUGAAAGAUGAACGAGAAUAUUUGUGUCACAUGGGAAGUUUUGAUACGCGUUAUCUGAAUCUGUUGAAG
Messenger RNA from Enterobius vermicularis (human pinworm), 831 nucleotides. The record is from the annotation of a GenBank genome assembly. NCBI's taxonomy places the organism in Eukaryota, Metazoa, Nematoda, Chromadorea, Rhabditida, Oxyuridae.